AACUACAUGAAGAAAUUAAGAGAUGAUAAUCAAUUUAUGAAAAGUGAAAUCAUACAAAAGGCAGAUUGGUACUUUGAUAAAUUACCGAAAAUUAGAGUGACACCAGACUGUUCGGAUGAUAACAACCCACCAAAGGAAAUAGAGGACAUGGUAAAUCAAGAGCUUAUAGAACACGAGAUACAGAUUACCCAGAAAAGAAAAAGAAAACAAAGUGAACAAGACAAAACCAGACCUGAAUUGAAAAAGCAGAAGAAAGGCAAAAAAGGAAAUACGAAGAACAUGACUACUAGACGCACCAUAUAUAAUAGCUCAUAUGUAUAUGGCUAUAUAUGUCAAAAGAAACAGACAUUUUAUUUUAUCGCUAUUUUGUGCAUUUUUCCUUUGAUCUUUUUUGUGAUAAUUUUCAUAUCAUGUUUCUCGCUUGAGAUGGAAAAAGUAUUGCUAGAAACUAAGGAGGCCACGUGGCGUUGCUAAUGAAAUUGACAUUGAAAUUGACAACAUCGUCAUAGGUAAAAUAGCGAUAAACAGAUUAUCAUUGGUCAUCUCAACUCGAUUGCUUUCCUCACUUUCGCUGUUCCAGCUCAAGCGAGAAAAUCAAUCUCGUUGAGAUAAUCAACGAUAAUCUAUAACUAUCAUACAGGAACUAAUAGAACUCAUUUUCUUUUUUGAUUUGAUUUGUUUUAUACAUGAGUUAUCAUAUUUGU
Messenger RNA from Mytilus trossulus (common blue mussel), 704 nucleotides. RefSeq lists its product as uncharacterized. Bases 7 to 474 code for a protein of 155 amino acids. NCBI's taxonomy places the organism in Eukaryota, Metazoa, Mollusca, Bivalvia, Mytilida, Mytilidae. The record is from RefSeq and is a predicted model, not a curated record. The transcript is spliced from 3 exons.